Molecule: messenger RNA, 1484 nt
Organism: Hordeum vulgare subsp. vulgare (domesticated barley)
Lineage: Eukaryota; Viridiplantae; Streptophyta; Magnoliopsida; Poales; Poaceae
Product: probable mediator of RNA polymerase II transcription subunit 19b
Exons: 6
Coding region: 130-771 (213 amino acids)
Biological process (GO): positive regulation of transcription by RNA polymerase II
Cellular component (GO): mediator complex
Molecular function (GO): transcription factor binding; transcription coregulator activity
Source: RefSeq, a predicted model, not a curated record
CCCGCCCCUCCCCGCCUGCCCCCCGCCGGCAGAUCUACUACGCGGGCCGCUGCCCCACCCCACCCGACCGACGCCGGCCCUCCCUAGCCACGGUGAAUAUGACUUGUGCAUAGAUCGAGCUUCAAUCUGAUGGAUUCUGACGACAAGAAGUUUGGCAAAGGACCUAGGGAGCUCACUGGUGCUGUUGAUUUAAUAAGUCAGUACAAAUUGCAGCCGCACCAUGAUUUCUUUUGCAAGAGGCCUUUACCACUUGCAAUCUCAGAUACACAUUACCUUCACAAUGUUGUGGGGGACACUGAAAUUCGGAAAGGAGAAGGAAUGGAGCUAGAUCAACUCGUUCAGAAUGCAUACUUAAGGGAUAAGCCUGCUUAUAUUCAGCCCUUUGACAUGGAAACACUGGGGCAAGCAUUUCAGCUUCGAGAAACUGCUCCAGUAGAUUUACCCUCUGCUGAAAAAGGUAUACCUACUAUUUCGGGCAAACCGAAAAGUGAGUCGAAGGACAAAGAGAAAAAACAUAAAAAGCACAAAGACAAAGAUAAAGACAGGGAGCAUAAGAAGCACAAACAUCGACAUAAGGAUCGGUCUAAAGAGAAAGACAAGGACAAGGAUAAGAAAAAGGAUAAGCAUCAUGAGAAGAAGAGGAAGCAUGAGGGGACGGAGGAUUCGGCAGAUGUGCAUAAGCACAAAAAAAGCAAGGUGAUAUACAAUUAUUAUUUGCUUCCUGGUACAACAAAUUUCCUUGCAGCACAUUUUGUUGGUCUGUUAACAUGACUUAUCUAUGGCAGCAUAAGAGUUCCAAAACCGAUGAGAUGGGUAAUGGACUUAGUUAGCUACAGUUUUCUUCUUACUUCUAUUGUCAAUCAAUGUCAUAUUCUGUUAGAAGGAGGCUCAAAAUGUUUCCUUCACCAGACCCGCUGCAGAUCAAUUGAUAUCAUGAAUGGCUGUUUAUUUGAAGGUGCUUCAGAUGAGCGUCUUGCGUGCUGCUAAUUACGUUGUUCUUGCAGUGUGGACCAUGUGGAAAAUGUAACUUGUAACAUGGGACAACCCAACUGUAUUUUGCUACCUUUUGUCCCUCGCUGACUAAAUUGGUUGCCUUGUAGGAACAUUUAGAUAGGUCUUCUAAUGAGAUUUUCUCUCUUAAGAUUAGGAAAUCUGAAUAGGUGUUUUUGAUGAAACUAUUCUUAAGACUAGGAGCAGCCAACUAUUUCAUUUAGAAAAGACUUCUAAUGAUACUUUCUUAAAGGUUAGGACAUCUGGGUAUUUUGUUUUUUGAUGAGACAAUUUUUGAAGACUAGAGCAGUCUGCUGUUUUCUUUGGAUAGGGCUUCUAAGGAGAUUCUUUUAAAAAUUAGGACAUUUGAGUAGGUCCAUUUAAUGAGACAUUUAUCAAAGAAUAGGAGCAGUCCAUUACCCUGAUCAGGCAUGUGGUUAAAUUGUUGAUCUAGAAUGAAAUAAUGGUCAGAAGUUAUUUGUAUGAUCUGUAAA